AUUAUUCAGAUUAUGAAGAUAGUUCUGUUGAAUUCUUGGACAGGUGCUCCUCUCCAUUAACACGGUCCUCGGGGAGCUCUCUGACUUUGCGCAGCAUGUUCUCGGAGAAGAAUACAUCAUACCAGUAUCCAAGAGCUAUCUUGUCUGUUGAUCUUAGUGGAGAAAACCUUUCAGAUGUGGAGUUCUUGGAUGAUUCCUCUACAGAGAGUUUGUUACUUAGUGGUGAUGAAUACAAUCAGGACUUUGAUUCAACUAACUUUGAAGAGUCUCAGGAUGAAGAUGAUGCUCUCAAUGAAAUUGUUAGAUGCAUUUGUGAACUGGAUGAAGAAAAUGGCUUUAUGAUUCAGUGUGAAGAAUGCUUGUGUUGGCAGCACAGUGUAUGCAUGGGACUGUUAGAGGACAGCAUUCCAGAGCAGUACAUCUGUUAUAUCUGCAGAGAUCCACCAGGUCAGAGGUGGAGUGCCAAAUAUCUUUAUGAUAAAGACUGGCUAAACAAUGGACACAUGUGUGGAUUAUCAUUUUUGAAAGAAAACUACUCUCAUCUUAAUGCCAAAAAGAUUGUGUCAACACAUCACCUACUGGCAGAUGUAUAUGGUGUAACUGAAAUACUGCAUGGAUUGCAGUUGAAGAUUGGGAUAUUAAAAAAUAAGCAUCACCCAGACCUUCAUCUCUGGGCUUAUUCAGGGAUGCGAAAAGAACAAGAACAAAUAACUGUUGGGGUAGAGAAGAAGUUAGUGACUUUGCCAGAUGCUGUUAAUCCAACUGAAAGGACGUGUCACAGUCAGAACCAUAAAGAACCGUCCAGUAUACCCCAGAAGAUGGAAGAAACAUACAUCACAAGUGAGCACAGUUACCAAAAACCACAGAGUUUUGGUCAAGACUGCAAAACAGUCACUGACCCUGUGAGCUCAGAUGAUGAAGAUACAAGUAGUUUUGAGGAAGAUCAGGAAUUUCACACAGAGAAUAAAAACUGUUUACAAUAUUCUUUUAAAGAUGAUGGCAUGAAUGAGCAGAAUUCCGCUGAAGGAAACACUGUGUUUGUUUGUAAUGAAAGAAAAGGCUCAGAAGAACAAGUGGACACACAUCUUCAAUGGCAGCUAAAUCUCCUUACCCAUAUAGAGAAUGUACAGAAUGAAGUCACCAGCAGAAUGGACCUGAUUGAAAAAGAAGUUGAUGUUUUAGAAAGCUGGCUUGAUUUCACUGGAGAACUGGAACCACCAGAUCCUCUGGCAAGAUUGCCUCAGCUCAAGCGACGUAUCAAACAGCUCUUAAUUGACAUGGGAAAAGUACAGCAAAUAGCAACGCUUUGCUCUGUAUGACAAAAGGAAGAAUAAAGAAAUAAAAAUAGGUUCUUUACAGUGAAUUUUCUUACUAGCCACAAGACUGACAGGAAGACAGCAAAAAGCUGAGCAUUUAUCUGGUUCUUUGCUGAUUACAUUAAUAGCCUGAAGCUUUAGAGAGGGGAGAGGAAAUUUUAGAGUAAGGAAUCUGUUAUAUUGAAAAUCUGAAUAUUCAAUGUCCAGGCUUCAAAAUGUACUA
Molecule: messenger RNA, 1539 nt
Organism: Fulmarus glacialis (Northern fulmar)
Lineage: Eukaryota; Metazoa; Chordata; Aves; Procellariiformes; Procellariidae
Product: PHD finger protein 20-like protein 1
Exons: 7
Biological process (GO): regulation of transcription by RNA polymerase II
Cellular component (GO): NSL complex
Source: RefSeq, a predicted model, not a curated record